GCUCCGAGCAGUUUGAGUGACGCCGGAGAGCAGGGGGCAUCAUUUCAGCUGAGAGGAGGAGGAAGACGGGAUAGAGCAGCGGAGCGGAGCGGAGGAGAGAGGAGCGAGAGAGAGAGAGAGAGAGAGAGAGAAGAAAGAGGAGAGAGAGAGAGAGAGAGAGAGGGUGCCCCCAUCCGCCGAGGACCCAGAGGAGCCCACCAACUUUAUGGCCGCCUGAGAGACUCCGUCCUCCCGCCUCCUCCGGUCCCUUUCUCCGCCACUCUGCGGAGCUGCGGACUUCUCUCGGCCGCGUCUGCGCUCUUGUUCUCCGGUCGGCGUGACUAACCGAGCCUCGCUUGGUGCGGGAAAGUGCUCGCCACCAUGGACACCCCUAUAAAGUGGAAAGUAAAACGGAGGCUAAAGGACGCUGCGCUCAGUUUGACGGUGCUCCUGCUGCUCGUGACUUCGCGAGCCAGCUCAGCGGAUCCAGCGGAUCUCUUGAAGAUUUUAGAUUUUCCCAGUUUGCCAGAGGGCGUAACGAAAACUACGGGCUUGUGCGCACACAGACGGUCAUCGAAAGGACCAGACGUGGCCUACAGAGUAACCAAAGAUGCUCAACUGAGCGCACCUACCAAACAGCUCUACCCCUCGUCAGUGUUUCCGGAGGAUUUCUCCAUCCUGGCCACAGUUAAGCCCAAUAAGGGCAGUCAGUCGUUCCUGCUGUCCAUCUAUAACGAGCAGGGUAUCCAGCAGCUGGGCCUGGAGGUGGGCCGCUCCCCUGUCUUCCUCUAUGAGGACCACCUGGGCAAACCCGGUCCAGAGGAUUACCCACUGUUCAGAGGGAUUAACCUGGCCGACGGAAAAUGGCAUCGCGUGGCGGUCAGUGUCCAUAAGCAGAGCAUAACAAUGAUUGUGGACUGUAAGAAGAAGAUAACGCGGACGUUAUCCCGGAGCCCCAAUCCCAUCAUCGACACUAAAGGCAUCGUAGUGUUCGGCACUCGCAUCUUGGAUGAGGAAGUAUUUGAGGGUGAUAUUCAGCAGCUGAUGAUUGUAGCAGACCACCGUGCUGCCUUUGACUACUGUGAACAUUAUAGCCCAGACUGUGAGGUCCCCGCCCCGGAGCAGCCCCAGAACCAGGACCCCAACACGGACGAAUACAACACGGAAGACGACACUUACUACUACGAGUACCCUUACUAUGAGGAUAUGGUGGAGAAGACUGAGGAUCCAUCAGCCACCACUGAGACCAUAGAAUUAGAAAGCGAAGUUGAUGAUAGAACCAGCAGCAGGGUGAUCACGACAGUGAUUGAUGGAACAAGAGGUUCCAGCAGCUCUUCCCGCAGUGGCUCUUCCAGCAGCAGCUCCUCCAGCAGCGGAUCUUCUAGCAGCGGCUCUUCUAGCAGCGGAUCUUCUAGCAGGGGAUCUUCUAGUAGCAGUUCCUCCAGCGGUGGUUCCUCCAGCAGCAGAUCUUCCGGCAGCAGCAGCAGCAGCUCCUCCUCCACCACGACAACAGAGGGCGACCCGUAUGAUGGCUACGAUGGUUACGAGACGGGUUACGAGACCGGUUACGACUACGAUGAGUCCACCUCCUCACCUGAUGGUUCCCGCACAGUCACUAUCACAGGAACCGGGUCAGAAACAGAACUGGACCUGGGUCUGGGUGGGAACGUGGAUCUUGGGCUGGGCGGCGACGUGGAGAAGCACAUCAUUACCUCGAUAGGAGGAGGAGGUGGAGGAGGCAAGGUCCAUACGACCACCAUCAUACGCAACGGCACUGCCGGCUCUGGCUCUAGCUCUGGGUCCGGUGUCAGAAUUACCUCUGGCUCCAGCUCCAGCUCCGGUUCAGACUUUGGCACUGGUUCUAGUGUGAGAAUUACCUCAGGUUCCAGCUCCAGCUCGGGCUCCAGCUCUUCAGGCUCUUCUUCAGGCUCUGGUAGAGGAUCCAGCUCGGUUUCCAUUUCCAGUACAGGAUCAAGCACUGGUUCUAGCUCUAGCUCUAGCUCGGUGGAUGGCUAUGAUAACCAGUAUGGCGAGAGUUAUGAUCUGAAUUAUGGAGAGGGAUAUAACGAGGGCUACCCUGAUGGAGAUUACAAUGUUGGCGGAGGAGGAGGAGGAGGAGGAAGCAGCAGCAGCAGCAAUACUGUAUCUGUCACGGGCGGAUCGACCUCUGUGGGUGGUUCAGCCACUACCGGAGCAGCAGGAAGGGGCGGGUCCACCGCCACGGGAGGCGGACAGGCAGGAGUCGACGGCGAGGCUGAUUACGUGGACAACUUUAAGGAGGAGUCUAUCACCGAUCUCACCGACGCUGAAAUGGAGAAGAAUUUCGACAAUUACGCAGACUACUAUGACAACGAAGACAAAGUCCUGCCUGCUGAGACGGACUUCGGCCAGGUGGAUGGAGUCAGAGGAGAGAAGGGGCAGAAAGGAGAGCCAGCCAUCAUUGAACCGGGAAUGCUCGUGGAGGGCCCUCCUGGUCCUGAAGGCCCAACUGGUCUGCCUGGUCCUCCGGGAGCGUCCGGACCCCCUGGAUCUGCUGGAGAGGCUGGAGAGAGGGGUCCUCCCGGUCGCCCUGGUCUUCCUGGAGCCGAUGGACUGCCAGGACCCCCAGGGACCGUCCUGAUGCUGCCGUUCCGGAUGAGCACAGGUGGAGAUGGCGGCCAUAAAGGACCUGCUGUUUCAGCCCAAGAGGCUCAGAUGCAGGCUAUAAUGCAGCAGGCCCGGUUGGCAAUGAGAGGAGCAACUGGACCAAUGGGCUUGACUGGCCGUCCCGGACCUCUGGGACCUCCUGGUAUACCUGGACUGAAGGGAGAGUCUGGAGAGCAAGGAACUCAGGGUCCCCGAGGUCCAAUGGGUUCCUUGGGUCCUCCUGGAAAGCCUGGCAGAAGAGGUCGUGCUGGAUCAGAUGGAGCAAGAGGCAUGCCAGGACAGACUGGCCCUAAGGGAGACCGUGGUUUUGAUGGCCUGGCAGGUUUACCUGGUGAAAAAGGACACAGAGGUGAGACCGGACCUCAGGGACCUCCUGGACCCUCAGGAGAGGAUGGAGAAAGGGGAGACGAUGGCGAGGUCGGACCCAGGGGUCUGCCUGGUGAACCAGGUCCUCGUGGUUUGCUGGGACCUAAAGGACCACAGGGACCGCCCGGACCACCUGGGGUGACAGGAAUGGAUGGCCAUCCUGGUCCCAAAGGAAACAUUGGGCCUCAAGGUGAGCCUGGCCCUCCUGGACAGCAAGGAAACCCCGGAGCUCAGGGACUGCCAGGGCCUCAAGGAGCCAUUGGACCCCCUGGAGAGAAGGGACCAACAGGGAAACCAGGGUUGUCGGGCAUGCCGGGAGCUGAUGGACCACCUGGCCACCCAGGCAAGGAAGGACCUUCUGGUGAGAAAGGAAAUAUGGGACCCCCUGGAGCUCAGGGACCAAUCGGCUAUCCUGGACCCAGAGGUGUGAAGGGAGCUGAUGGAGUCCGUGGGCUGAAAGGAAACAAGGGUGAAAAGGGAGAAGACGGUUUCACGGGCUUUAAAGGAGACAUGGGUAUCAAGGGUGACAGGGGUGAGCUGGGAGCUGCUGGACCCCGAGGAGAGGACGGUCCCGAGGGACCUAAAGGAAGAUCUGGUCUCCCUGGAGAUGCCGGACCACUUGGACCAACAGGAGAGAAGGGUAAACUCGGUGUCCCUGGGUUGCCAGGUUAUCCUGGACGGCAAGGUCCUAAGGGUUCUCAAGGCUUCCAAGGAUUCCCGGGAGCCAACGGAGAGAAGGGCACGAGGGGAACAGCAGGAAAGCCUGGCCCAAGAGGACAACGUGGACCUACUGGUCCUCGUGGAGAGAGGGGACCAAGGGGACCAACAGGAAAAGCAGGACCAAAGGGCAACUCAGGAAGCGACGGACCCCCAGGACCUCCCGGUGAAAGGGGUCUGACCGGACCUCAAGGACCUACUGGAUUCCCCGGACCAAAAGGCCCUCCUGGACCAGCAGGGAAAGAUGGACUGCCCGGACACCCUGGCCAGAGAGGAGAGACGGGUUUCCAAGGCAAGACUGGACCUCCUGGACCUCCAGGUGUUCUGGGCCCUCAGGGACCCACAGGUGAGACUGGGCCAAUGGGAGAGCGUGGUCACCCUGGACCUCCAGGACCACCAGGUGAGCAGGGUCUGCCUGGACCUGCUGGCAAGGAGGGAGCCAAGGGAGAUCCAGGUCCAGCCGGUCCUGCUGGAAAGGACGGACCUCAAGGUCUGCGAGGUUUCCCCGGAGAGAGAGGCUUGCCCGGCCCUGUUGGAUCUGCCGGUUUGAAAGGGAAUGAAGGACCACCCGGCCCACCCGGACCUGCUGGCUCUCCCGGUGAGCGUGGUCCAGCCGGCCCGGCCGGCCCCACCGGUCUCCCAGGACGUCCAGGACCUCAGGGACCUCCAGGUCCAUCUGGAGAGAAAGGAGGACCAGGUGAAAAAGGACCUCAAGGCCCCGCUGGCAGAGACGGUAUCCAGGGUCCCGUGGGUCUUCCAGGACCUGCCGGCCCUCUCGGACCUCCAGGAGAAGACGGAGAUAAGGGCGAGAUUGGCGAGCCUGGCCAGAAGGGAAGCAAAGGAGAUAAAGGAGAACAGGGUCCUCCCGGCCCCACUGGUCCCCAAGGCCCGGUCGGUCAGCCUGGUCCUGCUGGAGCUGAUGGAGAGCCUGGGCCAAGAGGGCAGCAGGGUUUGUUUGGGCAGAAAGGAGAUGAGGGAUCCAGAGGAUUCCCCGGACCACCUGGACCUGUUGGCCUUCAGGGCUUGCCUGGACCCCCUGGUGAGAAAGGAGAGACUGGAGAUGUCGGUCACAUGGGUCCACCUGGUCCUCCUGGUCCCAGAGGCCCGUCUGGACCUCCAGGCGCUGACGGACCCCAGGGUCCCCCAGGAGGCAUCGGAAACCCUGGAGCAGUGGGAGAGAAGGGAGAUUCUGGAGAAGCAGGAGAACCCGGACUGCAGGGAGACGUCGGACCUCCGGGUCCAAGAGGAGAGCGAGGAGAGAAGGGUGAAGGAGGUCCUGCUGGUUCUGCUGGUCCACCAGGUCCAAAAGGUCCUCCUGGUGAUGAUGGUCCUAAAGGAAGCCCUGGUCCGAGUGGUUUCCCUGGUGACCCCGGUCCUCCCGGAGAGCCUGGUCUGCCUGGUUUGGAUGGUCCUGCUGGAGAUAAGGGUGAUGACGGAGAGGCGGGUCAGCCUGGCUCUCCGGGACCCACUGGUGAAUCGGGUCCGACCGGGCCUCCAGGAAAGAGAGGUCCUCCUGGAGCUGCAGGGCCUGAGGGACGGCAAGGAGAGAAAGGAGCCAAGGGUGAGUCAGGUCUGGAGGGUCCCCCGGGUAAGACGGGUCCUGUAGGUCCCCAGGGGGCUCCAGGAAAGCCCGGCUCUGAAGGAUUGAGAGGAAUCCCUGGACCAGUGGGAGAGCAAGGUCUACCCGGCUCACCAGGACCCGACGGACCCCCAGGACCAAUGGGUCCUCCUGGUCUGCCAGGUCUUAAGGGUGACACUGGAGUUAAAGGAGAGAAGGGUCACCCAGGUUUGAUUGGUUUGAUCGGACCUCCAGGAGAGCAGGGAGAGAAGGGAGACCGAGGACUGCCAGGACCCCAGGGAACCAGCGGACCUAAAGGAGACAAUGGAAUCCAAGGACCUUCCGGACCUCUGGGACCCAUUGGACCACCUGGAUUACCUGGCCCUCCCGGACCUAAAGGAGCUAAAGGAUCAUCAGGUCAGACAGGACCAAAGGGAGAAUCUGGAACACCAGGACCACCAGGUCCACCGGGUCCACCAGGCGACGUCAUCCACCCCCUGCCCAUGCAGUCCAGCCCGAAACGUGCCAGGAGAAACAUCGACGCCAGCCAGCUGAUGGACGACGCUGCUGACGGAAACUACAAGGACUACGAGGACGGCAUGGAGGAGAUCUUUGGCUCUCUGAACUCUCUGAAGCUGGAGAUCGAGCAGAUGAAGCACCCGCUCGGUACACAGAGCAACCCUGCCCGUACCUGCAAAGACCUGCAGCUCUGUCAUCCCGAUUUCCCUGACGGUGAAUACUGGAUUGAUCCAAACCAGGGCUGCUCACGAGAUUCCUUCAAGGUUUACUGCAACUUCACAGCUGGAGGAGAGAGCUGCAUCUACCCUGACAAAAAGAGUGAUGGGAGCAAAAUGGCUCGCUGGCCCAAAGACAGUCCAGGCACUUGGUAUAGUCGCUACAAGCGAGGGUCCAUGCUCUCCUACGCGGAUGCUGAAGGAAACCCCAUCGGUGUGGUCCAGAUGACAUUCCUGCGCUUGCUAAGUGCCAGUGCCCGUCAGAACCUCACCUACAACUGCUACCAGUCCGUAGCCUGGCACGACCAGGAUCUUGACUCGUACGACAAGGCCAUCCGAUUCCUGGGCUCCAACGAUGAGGAGAUGUCCUACGACAACAACCCCUACAUCAGAGCUGCAGUAGAUGGAUGCGCGUUGAAAAAGGGCUACGAAAAGACUGUUCUUGAGAUCAACACGCCCAAAGUGGAGCAGGUACCGUUCGUCGACAUCAUGUUCAACGACUUCGGCGGAGCGACGCAGAAGUUUGGCUUCGAGGUCGGCCCGGCCUGCUUCAUCGGCUAAGACUGUUUGUUCACUGAGCGCACCGAAAAAGAGCAAAACAACAAAAAAAAAAAACAACAACAUCCAAUCGUAUUCCUUCUCUCAGAAAAAAAAAAACUAAACAAAACACAAGAAAGGAAAAAGGCAACGUAUUUGUAAAGUUUUAUAAAGUUUUGUGUUUCCAAACAGAUCACAGAAAGGAUAAAAGCAAUUGAGGAAUGGCGUUCUAAACAUAGAUGAUCACGAUCACAAAGUUCAUCACGAAAGAUCAAUCAAAAGAUCAGCAACCUUUCCAACCUCGAUGUUGCACCCUCUCUCCGUCACAUGCAAGUUUUGAAACUGGAUGAGUCAAAUGCUAGCUAAACUCUCUCUGAACUUUCUGCUACGCCCCACCCCCCCCAAACCCCAACCCCUACCCCAACUUUCUGAGCUAGAUUCUGACUGUUAGCCACUUUAGCCCCACCCAGCUCAUCUACUCAUGCUGUAUAGACUUAGUAUAGAGCAGCCAUGUUCCUCCUUUCUUGAUGUACUUCCUUCAGGUUGGAAGCUUCUUCACAUGUAUCUUGCUUGUGUUUGCUUCCGCCUAGUCUUCGGCCGUUGAUUUCGACAAGCUUUGUGGGGUUUUUUUGUGCAUAUUUGUCUUACCGUUCUCUCCGGAAUGGUGCUUAUAUAUAAAUAUAUAUAAAUAUUUUUUGUAUGUUUGUAAGUACUUUCUGUAUAUUUUUUCUGGAUUUUUUUUUUUUUUUAAUGUUCUGGCUUCAAAACAUGCAUGUGAACCAUUGGGCGAAAAGGACACUUCCAUACUCUCUCCCUUGACCAAAUAUAUCAAUAUAUCGGUGAGCCUUGACGACAUAAAAAAAAAAGACGAAAUAAAGGAAACAUCCAGAACCAAAGAAAAAAAAAGAAAAAGCAUGAAGUCUUAUUGCAGGUGUGACUUUUUUUUUGUUGCUGGGAUUUUUUUGUAACUUUUGUGACAAUAAAAAGUCCGAAUCAUCAUGUGAGCAAUUAAUGAAUUGUUUAUAAAUAACUCUUGCGAACAAAAGACUUGCGGGCUCUCUUACGUGACGGGGCCAGCCGGCUCAGCAUCUGAGCGAUUGCAUCUUUUAUCCUUUUUCUUUCAACAUUCUUGCGUCUGUCAGAACGAGGAAAAACCCCCUCAAAAAAAAAAAACUAAAGCAUGCAAGAUGGGAGACGGUGUCACUAAGGAAACACAAUAUCUGUAAACUAGGUGCUAUUUCCUUCUGCCUGUGGUGCUAUAUACAUAUAUAUAUAUAAAUAUAUAUAUUUCUCCUUUUCGUUUUUUUUUGUUUGUUUGUUUGUUUGUUUAUUUGUUUAAAUUUUUCAAUUCGUCAGCAAAUCGUGUUGAUUUCCAUGUCCUCUUGAUUUUCCAUUUCUUCCAACAAUAUUUUUUUUUCACUGAUUAUCCAGACCUGUGUCUUUAUUGUUUUGGGGAAAUAUCUUUAUGCAUGCCAAUCCAUUCAUAUUCAUAGUGAUUAAGAAAACAAAAGCCUUUUUUUCAUCGUUACUAAUCUCUCAUCUUUACUUUAGCCUUCUGCCCAAACAUGUUAAGAUGUUGUGGAACAUUUUCAGUAUGCAGUACGCAGAUCUAUUUCUAAUUAGGAGCUUUAGAUUUAGACUGUAGCGUAAGGUCAUGUAAUCUAGUCCUCCAUAGCACAUUUGUCGUAAUUGUCGCCGGUUUACAGUGUUUUUAAAAUUCCUCGCGGAAUUUUUUUAUUCCGCUACAGAAACGAGUGCAAUGAAUCAAAGCCUCUCUGUUAGCGUAACCUUAUACUUCCUUCCUGCCAAAGAUAUUAAACUAUCAAACUUCACGUAAACGUAUUUAAACUUCACGUAAAUUUAACGUAAGGUUACGUACACUUGAGGUAGCUAGAUAAAGAUAGAUUUUCCCUAUAUAUUCCCAAUAAUCUAUAUCGUCACACGCAUUAGGCAUAAAUUAUAUUACACAUUAGAGGCUUGGAUUACAAACAUUCUUUAAUUUAGUUUUUUUUUUUUUGUCAUUUUUUUGUUUGUUAGUUAUUUUUUUUUCAGAGCAUUUUAUUUGCGCUUUUUCUUUUUUUGCCUUGAUUUCCUCCUUUUUGCCACUAGCGAUGUCUCUUAUGCACUCUACGUCAGCUUACACCACUAUGCCGGCUACUGCCAAACUUACUGCCCUUUUUAUUUCUGCAUUUUUUUAGCUUCUAUUCAUUUUAAAUAUGAAUUUUAAACUUGAACAGCUUCUUAAAGACGAUUAAUAACGUGGACAAAAAACAAAUUGUCAACAUCAUUUUUUUUAUUAUAUAUAUAUAAAAAAAAACACAUUUCUGUAAAUUUCCAAAACCAGCAGUGAUGCUGCCAUUUAAUAUUUUCUGUUUUUUGUUUUUUUUUGUUUGUUUUUGGGUUUGAUUUUUUUUUUUUUUUGUAAUAUUUGUCUAUUUGUUUGUCUGUUUUAAGGUCUUGUUAAACCUGUGUAAGAGAGGAUAGAAGAUAUAUUGGUUUUGUGUCAAUAAAUUCAAGUUUACUGUGGCCACCCACCCUUUGUAUGUCUUUUGAAGCAUUAAAAAAAUCUGUAUGCAUGAAAA
Astyanax mexicanus (Mexican tetra) is the source of this 9119-nucleotide messenger RNA. It is a transcript of the gene col5a1, whose product is annotated as procollagen, type V, alpha 1. The record is from RefSeq and is a predicted model, not a curated record. Gene Ontology annotation, molecular function: extracellular matrix structural constituent. The transcript has 66 exons. NCBI's taxonomy places the organism in Eukaryota, Metazoa, Chordata, Actinopteri, Characiformes, Acestrorhamphidae. Bases 361 to 6561 code for a protein of 2066 amino acids.